This is a messenger RNA of Clonostachys solani, 1404 nucleotides long. Lineage: Eukaryota; Fungi; Ascomycota; Sordariomycetes; Hypocreales; Bionectriaceae. The record is from the annotation of a GenBank genome assembly.
AUGGGCCAUCAAGCGGAUAGAAUCCCCUGGGAGAGCCUGGCGUCGAGCCUUGAGUGGCAGUUCGAGGCAGAGUGCUGUUUCGGCGCCACAAACUUCCACCCGCGAAGGCUCGAUAACCAGCAGGAGAGCUUUAUCCAGUUCGUCAGUACUCUUUCCGCGAGGAUUCGGGAACGCGCAACGCAGGAGCGUCUGAAAUUUCCCGAGAAGGAAGAGGGUCCAUCGCCGGAGGAUGUUGUGAUUAGUGAUGGGGUGGCUGAGAAGAUCAACCCGGCUAUUGAGACGUGGCGGAGAGACCGCGAGCUUCGCUGCAUGCUCUAUUUGAUGGACGAGUCGGAGUGGGAGCAGCUCCCGAACCCGGCAGACCGAGGAGAGUUCGACAAGAUACUCUAUCAACGUGGCUAUGGCGGCAUGGAGUAUCGCCAUGUGCUUCCGAAUGAGCAGCGUAAGAUGAAGGCCUUCUUGCACGAGUUCACCACGAACGAGUGCCAAACCCUCUUUGAGACCAACGGACCGGCACUGUUUAGUGCGGAGGUGGCCAAGACGCUCCUGAUGCGUGGGGAGAUGAGCACACUUCUCCGGAUUUGUUCCCAUCCGGAGGCAGAUAUCCGGACGUGGUGGGAUGCACCCAGUCCCUCCGAGGAGAUUAGUUGGAGGAGGAUGCACACCAGCGCCUUGAUGUCGUACAUUGUGCUGAACGUCCUGUCUUACUUCCCCGACCAACUGGGAACGGGCUCCCAGUAUCCAGCUCCUGAGAAGGACUACCGCCACUCCAAGGCAUACCAGAACAUGGUGAUUCACGCAACCGAGCACAGAUGGACAGCCGACGUCACUCAGCUCCCUCACCGGCUGUUCUUUGGCCUUGAGCGAGGUCAGCUGAGUCCAGUCCCCAAAACGACAGACGACGGGCCUGGCGGUAAUGAUAUUUCCCCUGAAUACCCGUUCAUGUCGAAAGGAUUCAUGCCUUACGACCAGUUUCUGAACUGCCAGGGCGAAGCAAGGGGGCAUCUGCCUACCGCAGUUGACAUCGCACAGGUCAGGGCGGGACUGGUCAACCAGACGCAGCUCCCGCCCGAGCUCGUCAACGAAAUUCUGGUGGAAGCGGACUAUGACGCUCCCCAGAGCCGGCUGCGCGUUCCGCACCAUCCCUUCCACGCCGAUAACGCGGAGGAUCUGAAGACGUACAUCGAGUACUGUUGGGCUAUCCUCGUGCGGUGUGAGAUGGUUGCGAGGGAACUGGAGGAGGAAAUUGGUUGGCAGAAUGAUAUUACUCGGGUCUUGAAUGCUUGCUUUAAUUGCUAUCGCGGACCGAGGAGCUUGGGUCGGGUUUUCGAGGGACGGGGGAUUGGUCCUGGGGCUGGGCGGGAUCUUCUGAUCCAAUAUCAGAUGAUACGGAGGAUUGAUUAG